Apis florea (little honeybee) is the source of this 985-nucleotide messenger RNA. RefSeq names its product Dehydrogenase/reductase 4 (gene Dhrs4). Gene Ontology annotation, molecular function: carbonyl reductase (NADPH) activity. The record is from RefSeq and is a predicted model, not a curated record. Lineage: Eukaryota; Metazoa; Arthropoda; Insecta; Hymenoptera; Apidae.
UGAAUAUAUGUAUUAAUAUAUAUCAAUAUAUAUCAUCAAAUAAAGUAGACGCAGUAAAUCGAAAUAGGUUUUAUAUAAAAUUAUAUUUAUACUUUUAAAAUAAUUUAUUAUAAUGUUACGCUCUUCAAUAAAUCGAUCUAUGCAACAAAUUAAUCGCAAUUUAUCAGAAAUAAAAUGUAAACGGCUAGAAGGAAAAGUAGCAAUUGUUACAGCAUCAACACAAGGCAUUGGUUUUGCAAUAGCAAAACGUUUAGCUGAAGAAGGUGCUAAAGUAAUGAUUAGUAGCCGUAAGGAAUCAAAUGUACAAAAUGCUUUAAAGGAACUUAAGUCUAAAAAUUUAAAUGUCUGUGGUAUGACAUGUCAUGUUGGCAAAAAUGAAGAUAGAAAAUCUCUUCUUGAAAAAACCAUACAAGAAUAUCAUGGCUUGGAUAUUCUAGUACUGAAUGCAGGUAUAAAUCCAAGUUUUUCUACUUUUUUUGAAACUUCAGAAUCAGCAUGGGAUAAAAUUUUUGAUGUCAAUGUUAAAAGUACAUUUCUUUUAUUAAGAGAUUCCUUAUCAUUUUUGAGAAAGAGCAAAUCAGCAUCAGUAAUACUUAUGUCCUCAAUAGUAGGAUAUUUACCACUUGGUAUGUUAGGUGUAUAUUCUAUUAGCAAAACUGCAAUAUUAGGAAUGAAUCAUGUAGCUGCUAAUAUUCUUGCACCUGAAGGAAUUCGUGUUAAUUGUAUAGCACCUGGUAUCAUAAAGACUAAAUUUUCACAAACACUUUAUGAAAAUGAAACAGAGGAAAUGAUAUCAAAAAUACCAAUGAAUAAAUUUGGAAUAUCAGAUAAUAUAGCAAGUGUUGCUGCAUUUUUAGCAAGUGAUGAUGCUUCAUAUAUUACUGGUGAAACUAUUGUUGCUGCUGGUGGAAUGCAAAGUAGACUUUAAAUAUAUUUUAUAUGAAACUUUUACACACUAUUAAAAUUAUAUUAUUUUUUAAUAAAU